Mercurialis annua (annual mercury) is the source of this 1844-nucleotide messenger RNA. RefSeq lists its product as uncharacterized. The transcript has 5 exons. The record is from RefSeq and is a predicted model, not a curated record. The coding region runs from base 95 to 1672 and encodes 525 amino acids. Lineage: Eukaryota; Viridiplantae; Streptophyta; Magnoliopsida; Malpighiales; Euphorbiaceae. Gene Ontology annotation, cellular component: cytoplasm; Cul4-RING E3 ubiquitin ligase complex. Gene Ontology annotation, molecular function: protein binding.
GCUCUAAUUCUAAUUUCUUUGUGUUUUUUCUUCUUCUUCAUAUGAUUCUUUUAAUUGAUAAUUUUUAUUUUCCAAAUUUUUAAUUUAGCAAGGGAUGAAUAAAAGAGCUAGAAUAAACCCUGAUAAAGCGGUGGUAAAUGUCCGGCAACGGGAAGUUGGCGAGCUUUCCACUCGUAAUUUCGCCCACCGUCUUGCCGCUUCUCAGGAUCUUGUUCUGCGACUUGGUGUUUACAAGAAGCUCGAUAAGCACAGAGGUUGUGUCAAUGCCUUAAGCUUUAAUGCUGAUGGGGACAUUCUGGUUUCGGGUUCUGAUGACAGGCGGGUUAUACUCUGGGAUUGGGAAACUGGCAGUAUCAAACUUUCUUUUCAUUCCGGUCAUUCUAACAAUGUGUUUCAAGCUAAAAUUAUGCCUUAUACUGAUGAUCGGAGCAUUGUUACUUGUGCUGCUGAUGGUCAGGUUCGACAUGCUCAAAUUUUGGAACGUGGAGCAGUAGAGACUACACUGCUAGGCAAACACCAGGGACGUGCUCACAAGUUGGCUGUUGAACCUGGGAGCCCUCAUAUAUUUUAUACUUGUGGUGAGGAUGGGCUGGUUCAACAUUUUGAUUUGAGAACUAGCAGAGCAACAGAACUUUUUACUUGCGAAAAUAGGAGGAAUUACACGCCAGUUGUCCAUCUAAAUGCAAUUACAAUUGAUCCGAGGAACCCAAAUCUCUUCGCAGUUGCAGGGGCAGAUGAGUAUACCCGACUUUAUGAUAUUCGUAUGUAUAAGUGGGAUGGUUCAACUGAAUUUGGUCAACCUGCUGAUUACUUUUGUCCUCCACAUUUGAUUGGUGAUGUACAAGUUGGAAUUACAGGCUUAUCAUUCUCAGACCAGAGUGAGCUUCUAGUCUCCUAUAAUGAAGAAUCUAUCUAUCUUUUCACUCGAGAUAUGGGAUUGGGUCCCAAUCCGGAUCCAUCCUCUCCUGCUUCUAUGUGUAGUGAUGCAAGUGACUCAGGACUUGUGGAUACCAACGGAAAAGCCUCCCCCCAAGUUUACAAAGGACAUCGAAAUUGUGAUACUGUGAAGGGGGUAAGCUUCUUCGGACCAAAAUGCGAGUAUGUGGUGAGUGGGUCAGACUGUGGUCGGAUAUUUAUUUGGAAGAAAAAGGGCGGAGACCUCAUCCGAGUCAUGGAAGCAGAUAAGCAUGUGGUAAACUGUGUCGAACCUCAUCCUCAUACAACUGUGCUUGCUAGCAGUGGAAUCGAGACUGAUAUAAAGAUUUGGACUCCAAAAGCUAUGGAGAGAGCUACUUUGCCUAUAAACAUUGAGCAGGUUCCGUUGCGCAAUCGCAUAUCAUGGUUUGCCAUUAGUAGUGAUGGUGAUGAUGAUGAUGAGGAUGAUGAUGAUGUUUUGUACUAUGAUGAUGACGACAAUAAUGAGGAGGAGGACGAUGAUGAUGACGACGACGACGAUGACGACGACGACGAUGAUAAUGAGGAAGACAACGGCAAUGAUGACGAGGGUGGUGAUGAUGAAGAUGAUGAUGAUGAUGAUGAUGAUGAUGAUGAGGGUAGUGAUGAUGGGGUUGGUGGUGUUGAUGACGAUGAAGAUGACGACGAUGACGAUGGUGAUGAUGAUGACGACGACAGUGAGGAUGAUUUCACCGAGAAUGUUGAUAAUUUUGUAUGAUGAUUCUGAUUUACGCUUUCUGUGUCCAGCUGAAACCGAAGGCUAGGGGGUGGAUGUACCGUUUAGCUUCACCAGAAGAUCUGAUGUUGCGACUAUUUUCAUCGCAAAGGCGGAGCAGUAGUCCAGAGCAGAUUGAAGAGAGCACAGCCCCUGGUAGGGAAUUUCUGGAGCU